Belonocnema kinseyi is the source of this 1302-nucleotide messenger RNA. RefSeq names its product acidic mammalian chitinase-like. Gene Ontology annotation, cellular component: extracellular region. Lineage: Eukaryota; Metazoa; Arthropoda; Insecta; Hymenoptera; Cynipidae. Gene Ontology annotation, biological process: chitin catabolic process; carbohydrate metabolic process. The annotation marks the transcript as partial. Gene Ontology annotation, molecular function: chitin binding; chitinase activity. The record is from RefSeq and is a predicted model, not a curated record. The transcript has 5 exons.
AUGCUGCGAGGAAAACUUGUUGAUAAUAUUUUAGCCUUUCUGCAAAAAUAUAAAUUGAAUGGUAUCGAACUUCAAUCGCAAUAUCUAGCUGAAAAUAAUGCAGUUGCUUCCGGUAAGCAUAAUUUCGUUUUACUAUUGAAGGCGCUCAAAGAAAAAUUCGACAAACACGGUUUAAUUUUAGCUUUAUCCGUUGAUGGUUACGAAUCGACUGCUAACAAAUAUGAUAUUAAAGAAAUAUCAAAGUAUGUCAGCUUCAUAAUCUUGAGGGCAUUUGAUUUCCACGGAAAUCCUGAUGUUACUGUGAAAAGACCGAAAGCUGGUCAUAUUGCUCCACUAUAUCAUUCAUCAAAAGAAAAUGCGGAAGAACGGAAAUUGAAUGUUGAAUACAUUGUGAAAUACUGGCUCUCAAAAGGUGCACCACCAAACAAGUUAAUAUUGGGAACUACUUUUAGUGGAAUUGACUAUACUUUAGUUAAUCCAAAAAUAGUGGGUAGGGACGCACCAGUUGUGGUAGAUCCAAAAUAUUCUAUACCGUCCACAAGCUAUUACUAUACUUGUCCAUGGGAAAAGAAUCGUGCGUGGACGACUUUGUGGGACAAAGAACAGCAAGUUCCAUACAUAUCCAAAAGGAAGGAAAUGAUUGCCUACGAAAAUGUUGCGUCCAUCAAGUUGAAGGCUGAAUAUGCUAAGCGCAUGCAGCUUGGUGGGGUAUUCGCAGAUAGUAUAGAAGGAGAUGAUUUCAGUGGACACUGUGGAGGAGAGAAGUUUACACUUCUGAAGACUAUGAGCCGAGUUCUCAAAGACAAACCUCUCUACAAUGUAUUAUACUAUGCUAAAGACUUUUCAACAUUCUAUAAGACAGCCAGCUGGGCACGUCUUCAUGUCAACAAUCUCAUGUUUCUUGAUGCUCUUCUAACAGCCUUAAUUUAUCGACGAGAUACAAAAUAUACCAGGUUUCCGAUGCCAUACGAAAUUUAUCCUAAAUUAUUUUUCGACUCCAAGAUCAUCCAGGAUGCGCAACGGAAACAAAUAGCAGCAAAGAACAAUUCUAACUCUGAAUACAAGUUGUCAUACUAUUUUGAAGAUAUUGGCUUAAACGCCUUCUAUUUCUACUUUCGUAUUUCUAAUCCCUUCUGGAUAUCAGCAAGCAGCUACAACAUGUCGAAAAUAGUAGAUUUGAAAAUUCGAGGAGAAUACUUCUUUUUUGUAAACCAAAAAUUGAUGGCUCACUACCACCUUGAACGUUUGUCCAACCGGAUGAGUGAACUGAAACAAUUAAACUGGAAAACAGAUUUUCCUGGA